Ricinus communis (castor bean) is the source of this 2030-nucleotide messenger RNA. RefSeq names its product AT-hook motif nuclear-localized protein 13. The transcript is spliced from 5 exons. The coding region runs from base 372 to 1505 and encodes 377 amino acids. The record is from RefSeq and is a predicted model, not a curated record. Gene Ontology annotation, molecular function: minor groove of adenine-thymine-rich DNA binding. NCBI's taxonomy places the organism in Eukaryota, Viridiplantae, Streptophyta, Magnoliopsida, Malpighiales, Euphorbiaceae.
CAUUUAUUAACACAAGAUUACAAAUUUUAUAUUUGUAAAUGUCUGACUUAACCGGAUAAACGGCGUCGAGUUUCGAAGAGCUUAAGAAACCCUAAAAAAAAUAUUAAGAUAAAAAAGAAAAGAAAAGAGAACAGGUUUGAAAAAUAAGAUCCCGUCUUCGGCUCCACUUUUCCGUCCCUACCAUAACUACGACUAGUAGUAGAAGUGGUAUUAGUUUUGUUUUGUUUUUCUAAUUCGCUCUUUCACACUCUCUCACUCACUUCGAAACUCUUCCUCCAAUUUGAUCUCUCCGUCGUAAUAAUUCCCAAUCUUUUAACUCCCCAACAAAAUUUGAGUAACAAUAAGAAUAAUACGCAGCAACAGCAGGAAUAAUGGACUCGAGAGAAGCUCAACAACAUCAGCAUCAGCAUCAGCAUCAACAACCACCACAUCCACAGCAGCAGCAGCAAUCAAACAUGAUACUCGGGGGCUACUCCAACAACGCUCAUCCUGCUAUGACUAUGAUUAAUCCCAACAUCCCUCCCUCUGGUUUCCCUUUCAAUUCGGUGGGCCCGCCCCGGACACAGCCAUCGAAACAGCCGUCUUCGGAUGGUGGCCUUUUCGAUGGAUCGUCGCCGCCUUCUUCGAGCGGGAUGAGGUUUAGCAUGGACCCUGCGAAAAAGAAGCGUGGAAGGCCCAGGAAGUACACUCCAGAUGGCAACAUUGCUUUGGGCUUGUCGCCUACUCCUAUCUCUUCUUCGGCGACAUCUUUGCCACCCCAUGUUGCGGAUUCUGGUUCUGGCGUUGGCGUUGGUAUUGGUACACCGGCUGUUGCCUCUGACCCUCCUUCUAAGCGUAAUAGAGGACGGCCUCCCGGUUCUGGCAAAAAGCAACUCGAUGCUUUAGGGGUUGGAGGAGUGGGGUUUACACCUCAUGUUAUUACAGUGAAAGCGGGGGAGGACAUAGCAUCAAAGAUCAUGGCCUUCUCACAACAAGGGCCACGGACAGUUUGUAUUCUUUCUGCAAAUGGUGCCAUUUGUAAUGUUACCCUUCGUCAACCAGCAAUGUCUGGUGGCACCGUCACAUAUGAGGGGCGUUAUGAAAUUAUUUCCCUCUCAGGUUCUUUCUUGCUUUCUGAAAAUAAUGGCAAUCGCAGCAGAUCUGGUGGUUUGAGUGUCUCAUUGGCAGGAUCAGAUGGUCGAGUUUUGGGUGGAGGGGUUGCUGGAAUGCUAAUGGCAGCAUCACCGGUACAGGUCAUUGUGGGCAGCUUUAUUGCAGAUGGGAAAAAAUCAAACUCAAAUAUACACAAAUCUGGGCCUUCUUCUGCACCUACGUCCCAAAUGUUGAAUUUUGGUGCACCAAUGACAACAUCUAGCCCUCCUUCUCAGGGGGUAUCUAGCGAGUCUUCUGAUGAGAACGGUAGCAGUCCUCUUAAUCGAGAUCCGCCAAUCUAUAGUAAUGCUACUCAACCCCUUCAUAAUAUGAAUAUGUAUCAUCAGCUAUGGGCUGCGCAAAAUCCACAUUGAAGAAGCUUCUGAAUGAACAGUAUGGAAUCUUUUGAGGCAUUGAAAAGGCGGUCGUUCUUGCAUAGCAGAUUGAGGUCAAAUCCUAAUGUUAACAUCCAUGUUUAAAUACGGGGCGUAGAUGAGUAUCUUUUUUAUUUUCUUUAACAUCCAAGUUCCUUGUCAAGUAGGCUUUGGUUUAUCUCUCAGUUUCUUAUCUAAUUUGGACAGAGCUGAUAGUGGUAGCUGCAUGUCACCCCUUUUUAAAGAUGUCUUAGUCCACUUUGCUGUUUAGGUAUACUGGUCUUACCUUCUGUGUUUCCAGUUGCUAGUUUCUGCAUUUGAUGUAACACUUGCUUAAAAAUAUAACGCAAAAGGCUUCAAUAGGUUUGGGUGGAAUUUUAGUACAAAUUGAUGUUUUGCUCUAGGGCUCAUUUGGUUCAUACUCUAGAAUCUAAAGAAAUCAUAAAGUUGAUUUCAUUUCCUUAUGAAUUUAUACAUUAUGAAGUACCUUUUUUAAUUAUAUAUAAUUUAUAAUCUAUUUAUUUA